AGUUUUACUAUGGCACAUGCGCAGUACGGAAUCUGUCUGUUAGUUUGUCGGCGCUACCAAUAAAGUUUUAGUGAGCACCGACUCCCUUUUCUUUGGCAAGAUGGCGGAGUACGACUUGACUACUCGCAUCGCGCACUUUUUGGAUCGGCAUCUAGUCUUUCCGCUCCUUGAGUUUCUCUCUGUAAAGGAGAUAUAUAAUGAAAAGGAAUUAUUACAAGGUAAAUUGGACCUUCUUAGUGAUACCAACAUGGUAGACUUUGCUAUGGAUGUAUACAAAAACCUUUAUUCUGAUGAUAUUCCUCAUGCUUUGAGAGAGAAAAGAACCACAGUGGUUGCACAACUGAAACAGCUUCAGGCAGAAACAGAACCAAUUGUGAAGAUGUUUGAAGAUCCAGAAACUACGAGGCAAAUGCAGUCAACCAGGGAUGGUAGGAUGCUCUUUGACUACCUGGCAGACAAGCAUGGUUUUAGGCAGGAAUAUUUAGAUACGCUCUACAGAUAUGCAAAAUUCCAGUACGAAUGUGGGAAUUACUCAGGAGCUGCAGAGUAUCUUUAUUUUUUUAGAGUGUUGGUUCCAGCAACAGAUAGAAAUGCUUUAAGUUCACUCUGGGGAAAGCUGGCCUCUGAAAUCUUAAUGCAGAAUUGGGAUGCAGCCAUGGAAGACCUUACACGGUUAAAAGAGACCAUAGAUAAUAAUUCUGUGAGUUCUCCACUUCAGUCUCUUCAACAGAGAACAUGGCUCAUUCACUGGUCUCUGUUUGUUUUCUUCAAUCACCCCAAAGGUCGCGAUAAUAUUAUUGAUCUCUUCCUUUAUCAGCCACAAUAUCUUAAUGCAAUUCAGACAAUGUGUCCACACAUUCUUCGCUAUUUGACUACAGCAGUCAUAACAAACAAGGAUGUUCGGAAACGUCGGCAGGUUCUAAAAGACCUAGUUAAAGUUAUUCAACAGGAGUCUUACACAUAUAAAGACCCAAUUACAGAAUUUGUUGAAUGUUUAUAUGUUAACUUUGACUUCGAUGGGGCUCAGAAAAAGCUGAGGGAAUGUGAAUCAGUUCUUGUGAAUGACUUCUUCUUGGUGGCUUGUCUUGAGGAUUUCAUUGAAAAUGCCCGUCUCUUCAUAUUUGAGACUUUCUGUCGCAUCCACCAGUGUAUCAGCAUCAACAUGUUGGCAGAUAAAUUGAACAUGACUCCAGAAGAAGCUGAAAGGUGGAUUGUAAAUUUGAUUAGAAAUGCAAGACUGGAUGCCAAGAUUGAUUCUAAAUUAGGUCAUGUGGUUAUGGGUAACAAUGCGGUCUCACCCUAUCAGCAAGUGAUUGAAAAGACCAAAAGCCUUUCUUUUAGAAGCCAGAUGUUGGCCAUGAAUAUUGAGAAGAAACUUAAUCAGAAUAGCAGGUCAGAGGCUCCUAACUGGGCAACUCAAGAUUCUGGCUUCUAUUGAAGAACCAUAAAGAGAAGAUGAAAAAAAAAAAAAGAGAAGAAAGAUGAAAUAAUAAAACUAUUAUAUAAAGGUUGACUUACAUUUUGGAAACAACAUACUGAGUAUACAUUUUGAAGAAUUGGAAUAAAAUUGACUGAUUCAUUUUA
Molecule: messenger RNA, 1584 nt
Organism: Piliocolobus tephrosceles (Ugandan red Colobus)
Lineage: Eukaryota; Metazoa; Chordata; Mammalia; Primates; Cercopithecidae
Gene: EIF3E
Product: eukaryotic translation initiation factor 3 subunit E
Exons: 13
Coding region: 101-1438 (445 amino acids)
Cellular component (GO): eukaryotic translation initiation factor 3 complex; cytoplasm
Molecular function (GO): translation initiation factor activity
Source: RefSeq, a predicted model, not a curated record